AUGGGAAAAAAGAAUAAAAACGAAAUAAAUGAAAAGCUCUUACCGGAGCAAAGCGAAGCUAACAUUAUUGUUAAUUAGGAUGAAGAAAAUCCAGUAUAGAUUAAAUAGAAGAAGCCUUACAAAACAAGAUACUAAAGAGCUAGCAUUUUUAGCAAAAUUUUUUUUUGGUGGGCAAUACCUUUAGUGAGAUUAGGUAAUAGAAUUCACUUAGAAUAGGAACAUCUUGAUUAGCUAGCUGAAGAUCAAAAAUCAAGCUUCUACUUCAAUCGAUUUAAGAAGAAUUUUGAGAAAUAUUCUGAAAUGAAGUCUAAUUAAGUACUAACAAGAUCAUUAAUAACAACAUUUAGAAGCAGAAUCAUAAUUAGUUUUGUUAUCACCUUCUUUGACAGCUGUGUGCUUAUGAGUACGCCAUAUUUAAUAAAAACAGUUAUUGAAUAUUCAUCUGAGAAAAAUUAGGAUUACAGAAUAGGAAUUAUUUUAAUAUGUGCAGUGGUACUAUCAAGAAUUAUUCUAUGCAUAUUAGAUAGUCAUUCAAACUAUUAGUUUAGUACCCUAGGGUUUGAUUUAACAAAUACUGUUAGUGUUGCUCUCCUUGAAAAAUCAUUAAGGUACUCAUUAUUGAGUACUGAUGAUUAUAAAGUAGGUUCUUUAGUGAAUAUGAUUUAGGUAGAUGGCUAAAGACUUUAAUUUUUGUUCAAUUAAUUUUCUAGUAUAUGUUUCCUACCUCUUUAAUUAGGAUUUGGAAUAUACUUAAUGUCCGAUAUAAUAGGAAUAUCCUUUUUAUUUGGUGUUGGAGUUAUGUUAUUGAUGGGAUUUAUCAAUUUUUUGAUUGGUAGAUUUUCGUUAAAAUACUAAAAACUUUUUAUGAAAGAAAAAGAUGAUAGAAUGAAAAUCACAACAGAAGUAUUUAAUGCGAUUAAAUUUAUCAAAGCUAAUGCUUGGGAGGAAUAUUUUUAUGAUAAAUUAGAUUUAAAGCGCUAAAAGGAGUUAUCUCUUGUAGCUAAAAAAUUCAUUUGUGGUAGUAUGUCAAUAUUUUCAUUAUGGAUAACUCCUAUGUUAAUUAUCAAUGCUACUUUUGCAGGUUAUGUUUUGCUUGGUAACUAAAUGACUCCUGUUAAAGCAUUUACAAUUAUAUCGAUUUUUUCAGUUUUACAGGAGCCGAUUAGAUCUCUACCAGUCAUAAUAAGUAAUUUGAUUGAAACUUAUGUAAGUAUAAAAAGAAUGGAAAAAUACUUGGGCUAAUAAGACAUCAACAAAAAAUUUCUCAAACACAAUCUUGAAGACAGUUCAGAUACAUUUUAUGCUCUCAAAAUCACAAACGGAAAUUUUUAUUGGAGAACACCUCAAAUAAAAAAUGAAAUCGAAAAUUAGCAAGAAUCAUAAUAAAAUGAAAAUAUUAGUGAACAAAAUAAAGGAUAUUAUUCAUCAUUUAUUCCUGUGCAAGAAAGUGAUUAAGAUGAGAAAGACUUACAAAGAAAUAAUUAAAAUAAAUAACCUAACUAGUAGAAAGAAAUAAAUAAAGACUCUGUUGUAGAUAAGGAUAGCUACAUAUCUUAAAAAAACAACUCCACAAUAAUUUUUAAUGAUAAAAUAUAAGACAGUAAUUAAAAUCAGUAGUAAAAUCCACAAAAUCCUGGAUCCGAAAGUAAAUAAUAGAUAGAGAGUCCUCUUCAAACAAAUAAGGAACAAAAUGAUUUUCACAUUCUCAAAAAUAUCAAUAUUACUAUUCCAAAAGGAAAGUUUGUUGCUAUUAUAGGAGAUGUUGGAUGUGGUAAAAGCUCUCUUUUGUAAUCAAUAAUUGGAGAAAUGAAAUAUGAUGAAUAAAAUGAGUUCAAUAUGCCUUAAGUAGAAAUAAACGGAGAUAUUUCAUUAGUUAAUUAAAAACCUUGGAUUCUAAAUGCUACUGUCAAGGAUAACAUAGUUUUUGGAUUUCCAUUUGAUGAAGAAAAAUAUGAGUAGUGUGUCAAAUAUGCUUGCUUGAAAUCAGAUUUUAAAGUUUUGGCAGAUGGAGAUUAAACUUAAAUAGGAGAAAAAGGUGUUAAUUUAAGCGGUGGUUAAAAAGCAAGAGUUUCUCUUGCUAGAUCUCUAUAUAGUAAUAGUUCCAUUUUAUUGCUUGACGACAUAUUGAGUGCUGUUGAUGUUCAUGUUGGUAGAUAUAUUGUUUAAGAAUGCCUCCUUAAAUACAAAAAAAAUACCACAAGAAUAUUAGCUACUCAUGCAUUACACUAUCUUAAAUACAUGGACUACGUAUAUUUCAUGAAAGAUGGUAGAAUAACAUUGGAAGGAGAAUACCAAUACAUAUAAGAAACAGCUGAGUUCAAAUACAUAUAUGAAAAAUUUAUGAAAGACUAAUUUGAGAAAGAGGAGGACUCUGAUAAAAAAGAUGAUAUAAUUUUUUCUGAUGAAGAUAUCUCUCCAAAAAAUGAAAAGGAUAAUCAUUAGCAGCAGAAAAAUAACAAACUGUAAUAGAAUCAACACCAAAGUACAAACGAAAGCGAAGAAGAAUAGUAAAGCUUGGUUUAAAAUCCUAAGAAGAGCAUUACAUUAAAAGGGAAAAAAAAUGGAUCUAUUAUCAAGGAAGAAGAUCCUGAAGAAAUUGAAACUGAUGAAGUUUACAAAGAUUAUUUAAUGCUCAAGGAGGAUAGAAAAAAAGGAAAAAUUUAAUGGAAAGUUGUUAAGUAGUAUCUUAAGAAUAAUGGAGGAUUUUUCUUUAUAUUAGGCGCUUUGAUUAGUAUGACUCUUUGGUAAGGUUUAAAAAUGGCAUCAAGCAUAUGGAUUUCUUACUGGACUGAAGAUGAAGAUGAAUCUAAAAAUAAUUUUUAUUUGACAGGUUAUUCUAUUUUUUCAAUCAGUUAUGGCUUCUUUGCAAUGAUUAGAGCCUUAUUCUGUCUUUUUGGCUCAUUAAAAGAAGCUAGAAUCAUUCAUAGAAAUAUUAUAAGUUCCCUCAUCUUUGCUCCUCUUAAUGAAUUUUUCGAGAGAGUUCCUAUUGGAAGAGUUUUGAAUAUUUUAUCAAAAGAUUUGUCUGUUAUUGACUAAGAAGUUGGUUAUAAUAUAGGUGGUCUUUCAGUAAGCUUUUUUAGUUUAAUUGGAGAUACAGCUCUUUGUGUGUAUUCAAGUAGUCUUUACGUUCUUAUACCUAUUUUCUUAUUUGUAGUUAUUUGUAGAAUCUUAUAGAUGUACUAUAUGAACUCUUAAAGAGAAGUUGUUCGUCUAGAAACUCUAACUCGUUCUCCUAUUAUUUCUUAUUUUACAGAAGCCUUGAAUGGAUUAUCUUCUAUUAGAGCAUUUAAAUAAGAAGAUAGGUUCUUUUAAAAACACUGCAAAAAUAUCGACGAAAAUAAAAAGUGUUAAUUUUCAUUUAUUGGAAUGGAAUCUUGGUUUAAGUAAAAUCUAACCUUUUUAUCACUCAUUGUUAACUCAGCUUCGAUUUCCUUCUGUCUUUUCUGGAAUAAAUAAAACCCUUCUGUUACUGGGCUUCUUUUAACUUUUGCCUUUUCAAUAGACAAUACUGUGAAAUUUUUAAUCGGAAAUUGGAACAAUCUUGAGAAGAACUUUGUUUCAAUAGAAAGAUGCCAUCAAUUUAGUGAAAUUUAAACAGAAAAGGGAUAUGAUAGCUACUUGUAAAAUAGGCAAUAAUAUAAAGAAUAAUUAAUAAAUCCAUUACCAGAAGACUAAGAUAAAUUAUAUCACUGGCCUUAAGAAGGAAAAAUUAUUAUUGAUGAUUUAUACUUGAAAUACAGGCCUAAUUUACCAUGUGUAAUUAAAGGCAUAACAACAUAGAUAAAACCUUGUGAAAAAAUUGGUGUAGUUGGUAGAACUGGAGCUGGUAAGUCAACUAUUACACUUUCUUUACUCAGAAUAAUUGAAGCUUUUAAAGGAAAAAUAACCAUUGAUGGAGUAGAUAUCUCUUAAAUCCGCCUUGACUAAUUAAGACAUAAAAUCACGAUUAUUCUUCAAGAUCCCAUUCUUUUUGAUGGCACACUUAGAGAUAACAUAGAUCCCUUAAAUAGAUUUAAGGAUGAAGAGAUUAUAUAAACUUUAGAGAAAUGCUAAUUAUCAAAACUAACUUAAUCUGAAAAGGGAUUAAACACAUAUAUUAAUGAGGGUGGUGAUAAUUUAAGUGUUGGUGAAAAGCAACUAGUCUGUAUAGCAAGGGCUUUAUUAAAAAAAAGUAAAAUUGUCCUAAUUGAUGAGGCUACAGCAAAUAUUGAUAUAUAAACUGACCAUUUAAUCCAAUAAACUAUAUCAAACGUUUUUAAAGACUGUACAGUCCUUACUAUUGCACAUAGAUUAAAUACAAUCCUUAACAGUGAUAGAAUUUUAGUUUUAAGCUAAGGUCGUAUUGAAGAAUUUGACAGUCCUGCAAACCUAAUUAAAAAUCCAAAUUCCCAUUUCUAUUCUUUAUAUUAAGAAUCAGUAAAAGAAAAUAAAAUUUGA
Molecule: messenger RNA, 4437 nt
Organism: Tetrahymena thermophila SB210
Lineage: Eukaryota; Ciliophora; Oligohymenophorea; Hymenostomatida; Tetrahymenidae
Product: ABC transporter C family protein
Exons: 13
Biological process (GO): transmembrane transport
Cellular component (GO): membrane
Molecular function (GO): ABC-type transporter activity; ATP hydrolysis activity; ATP binding
Source: RefSeq, a predicted model, not a curated record